UGCUGGAAAAGGGAAUUUGAGGUUUAGUUAAACAGUCCCUGACAUAAUUAACGAAAAAUUCUUGAAAAGAACAAAACUUGUGAAUUAACACAUAUAUUACCAUAGUUUUUCAGAAUGUACGCCAAAUACCUUAGCACUUUCUCCCCAGUCAAACGAUGUGCCUAUAUUGCCAAUAAUAUCUGUGGCCGUUCGCACAGCCUUGGCAGGUUCUCAAUAUUACAAAUCGCGCACUACUCGACGGCGAAAGGCCACGAUGGUAAGAGCGAGAAGCCUCCAGGGGGCAAUCAGAUACCCUCAGGACCAGCCGGUACAGUUCAGAUGCGAGUAGUGCAACCGACUACAAAUAAGUUAAACUAUGAUGAGAGGAAUAUGAAAUUAGGUCGUGUGCUCUCCCCACAUUUGAGUAUCUAUAGGAAGCAAUUGACCUCUGUGAUGUCUAUAUUUCUGCGGAUAAGUGGAGCUGCUCUAGGCCUUGGAGUUUGGAUAAUUGGUUUGACAGCGCUAUUGUCCAAAAUGGACAUCAAUGCCUUAGCAGAGAAGGUUGAGUCGCUUGAUCUCAGUGGGACAACGUUCACGGUACUCAAGUUCUUAAUAAUUUUGCCGUUUAGCUAUCAUUUGAUGGCUGGAAUACGCCACUUAGCCUGGUAUCUGAACGUGUUCCUCACCAAACCAGAGAUAUAUAUAACUGGCUAUGUAGCCUUGGUAAUGUCACUGCUUCUUGCAGCAUGCUUAGCCUUAGUUAGUGUUGAGCCACAGCAGAUUGAGCCUAAGGAAGUCGGCCAAGUGCAGGACCCUGAAUAUCCAAUUUUCGAGGAAGAUACCAAAUCUGAUAUGGUACCCGAAGCCCUUGACGAAUGCGACGAAACUCAAGAAGAUAUUAAACCGGUUCAGAAAGGGUGUUUGUGUGAAGACUAGAAUUGGAAUAAGCCAUGACCGUCAAGGCUUGGAAUCGAAAUAUGACACAACCCUUAUA
Molecule: messenger RNA, 973 nt
Organism: Drosophila hydei
Lineage: Eukaryota; Metazoa; Arthropoda; Insecta; Diptera; Drosophilidae
Gene: SdhCL
Product: succinate dehydrogenase cytochrome b560 subunit, mitochondrial
Exons: 2
Coding region: 115-915 (266 amino acids)
Biological process (GO): tricarboxylic acid cycle; mitochondrial electron transport, succinate to ubiquinone
Cellular component (GO): membrane
Molecular function (GO): electron transfer activity; succinate dehydrogenase activity
Source: RefSeq, a predicted model, not a curated record